CAAUGAUGUGACUGUGCAGGCCGGAGAGUCUCUCCACGCCUCUCUCGGUCUGUCUGUCUGCCUGUCUGUCUGUCUCGGAGCGACGCUCAAACUCUGAAAACACAAUUACACGCCGAGGCCGAGUGCGUGGAUAUCAUGCAGUCACAUGAAACCACUUUAUUUCUAGCCGAUCAACACACGGACCAGCGCUGCUCUUCGUCGCUUCGGUGCCGUUUUCUCUGCGUGUAACCGGAGGGGGGGAGACUCGGGACUCGGAGGCGGACAACAGGAAUGUUUCUUCCGCUUCCAAAGAGUGUCAAAACCGAACGGAAGCCGAUGUGGUCGGUGUAGUCUGUCAGUGAAGUUUUGAACUCCCACCUUCACUUCCACUGCUUGUGCCUCAUUGAACGCUGUGUGACUCAGCCCAGCUACCGACUUUGGUUUCCCCCAGCCGCUGCAGGAAAAACCAUUGAGACAAGAGAGCAGCCUCUGUCUCUAGAACUGCAACUGACCUCUUACUGCAUGUCUCAGAGCGCUCACCGACCCCCCUCCUCUUUUUCCUCCCUCCACUCCUUCUCAAGGACCUACAUUUCCACAUAACCAUCCCCUCCAAACCUUCAGCCAGCUGUUACCUGGUUCAUCACAGGCACAGUUGUCAGUUGCUUCCUCUUGGAAAAAGGUUCGAACGUUGUCCCCCGACCAGCCCCCAACUGGUGCUCGUUCAGUGGGGGAGGGAGGGGAAGGAAGGCCACUGAUUGCUGUGCCGCUUUCCCUGGAGAUGAAGCUGCAGGCUGUCAUGGAGAACCUGCACAGGCAGCAGAGGGCCAAACUGUUGAUGGAGCAGCAGCUGCAGCAGCAGCUGCAGCAGCAAGCCGCCGCACAACACACUCAGGUCCGCACAGGUGGAGGGGAUGAGCCGAUGGGGAGCCCGGCCCCUGAGGCAGAGCAGGCCCAGAUGGCAGCACUGGCAGCCAUGCGUGCUGCAGCGGCCGGGCUGCAGAGGGUGUCAGACAGCCCCAUGUCAGAACGCAGCAGCGGUGGCGAAGAGGAAGGCGACGAUGAUGACAAUGACGAAGGGGAGGAGCCCUACAAGGACAUGAUGGGAUCAGAUGAAGAGGAGCAGAUCAAACAGAAAUGGGACGAGGAGGACUUUGAAGGUGAGAUGGAAGAAGACUUUGACGAUGACCUGACAGAAGAAGGUCUGCCGACGGCCCAUGAUGCUGUGGCCCCAGGGAAGGGCAUCCUCCUGCUGCCUCACCGCCAGCUCCACCCCCAUUCCCAGCUGUUGAAGGUCCGUCCCAGUGUCGAGCAGGAGCCGCGAGUAGCCAUCCUCCCUCCACAUGCUACGCACAGCCAUCUAGGUGGGCAGGACCACGGAGAAUGGACCUACGAGGAGCAGUUCCGACAGCUGUAUGAACUGGAUGGAGACCCAAAGAGAAAAGAAUUUCUGGAUGAUCUCUUCAGCUUCAUGCAAAAAAGAGGAACUCCUGUGAAUCGUAUUCCCAUCAUGGCCAAACAGGUCCUGGAUCUGUACAUGCUCUACAGGCUGGUGACGGAGAAGGGCGGCCUGGUGGAGGUCAUCAACAAGAAACUGUGGAGGGAGAUCACCAAGGGACUCAACCUGCCUACCUCAAUCACCAGUGCAGCCUUCACCCUCCGCACACAAUACAUGAAGUACCUGUACCCAUAUGAAUGUGAUAAGAGGGGUCUCAGCAACCCCAAUGAGCUUCAGGCAGCAAUUGACAGUAAUCGACGGGAGGGCAGACGACAGAGCUUUGGCAGCUCCCUCUUCACUUACUCACCCAACGGGACGCCCACCAUGCUGUCUUCGCCAAAGCUCCCCACACCUGGUGUGGGCCUGACAGUGGGAACCAAUGGGGCUUCGUUGACCCCCAUCCAGAAGAUCAAGAAAGAGGAGGGAGGCCAGCCGUUGCCGGGGGUUGGUGUGGCUCGUUUGCCAGCGGGGGCCUUGGCAGGUCACUCGGUGGCUGCUGUGCAGGCAGCGGCAGCCCAGGCAGCGAUGGCAGCUCAGGUGGCUGCUCUGGAGCAGCUGAGGGACAAACUGGAGGCGGGUGAGCCACCAGAGAAGAAGAUGGCGCUGCCAGCCGAGGAGCACCACCGACUGCUGCAGAGAGCUCUGCAACACAACCUGCUGGCCAUGACUGCUCAGAUACCUAUGAACAUCCGCAUUAACAACCAAGAUGGCAGGCAAGACUCUGCUCUGAACCUCACCACCAAUGGCACAAGCAGCAUCAGCAUGUCAGUGGAGCUCAAUGGAGUGGUGUACACUGGCGUUCUUUUUGCUCAGGCAGCAGCAGGGUCAGUCUCGUCUGGUGCGUCUGCAUCGUCCAUCUCCAACAAGGCUGUCAGCAGUCGUGUCGCUCCACAGCAGCAGCAGAACACACCUACCUCAACCUCCAGCAACCCGUUGUCUUAACAAACUCCCAGCCUUUUCACUUUAUUUUCUUUUUUAAUUACCACGCUAAGUAAAGCCAAAAAGCAACCUCAUUUUCUAUAUUAUCUAUGCCAAAAAAACGAGGAGAACCAUAAACCACACCGAAAGACACAAACUGAAACUCAGUUCUCUUGAAGUACACUAUCUCAGGUUUUCUCUCACAAACUCACCUCUUUUGUUCUUCAUCGCCAAAAUGAGUUUAAAAAAAAUCCCAACUGAGAGCCAGUAUAUGCUAAACAAAUACGUAUGCACAACCUGUGAAUUAUUUAUUUCUGCAUAAAUGUACAGACUAUUGGAGAACAAAAGAGAAGGUAAUAACUUGGAAGGGUAACACAUUGUUUACACACACAAACACAGCUACUGACUGACAAUGAUGUUUUAUCCUCUAGGGGAGAGAUUUUUUUUAGAAAAUUUUAUUUUAACUCUUCAUUGUCAAUAUUAUCAUUAUUGUUAUUCUCUUUAUUGUGUUUUAUCAUUUAAAUCUUUAACAAUCCUCUCUGCAGGAAAAAAAAAACUAUAUAUUUAGAAUUCUAUAAAAAAAAAAGAAAUAUGAAUAUUCUCUAUUUUUAAUCAGAAGAGCUUUAAAGGUAUGUGUUGUUUCUUCAGGGCAUAUAACAAUGUACCGUUGUGACCUCAUUUUGUGUAAAACCUUAGAACCUUAUUCACAUGGCAGCCAUUUUGGAUCUCUAUGUGGAAGAACAAGUCCAGUGCAAGUCUGUGCUCCGGUUGUUUAAAGAGAUACACAUCAUAUCAAUGCCACAGGUGGUCCUGUGAAAUUGAAAAAAGGAUCUUUUAAUCACUUUUUAACACUUUUGGUCCAUUAUUAAUCACUACCGCACUCUAGGUAGUAGCUUAUUACAGGGCUACAUAGCUGUUGUGGUUUUUCUUCCAUAGACAGCUGGCUCAUUUAUAUCUAACAUCCACUCCUGUUUGUUGACAUAAGGCCAGUUCAAGACAUAUCUAUGCCAAUCUUGCAGGUGGUUUGUAAAGCUUAGUGUUCAAAAUGGCUGUUUAAUAGGUGUAAGGUCAGUUGUGCAGGUAGUAAAACGUUUCUUGAGUGUUUCGCCUCCCCACACCUCAUCAUGCCCGGACUUUUCUCCCGAACCGACUGUUCCUGUUCGGGGUUCAGACUUUACGGGAAUAAUGCAAGUUUUCAUGAUUGUUCUCAGGUGUCUCAUCGCUUUGUACAGUAUCCUGCAGUCUUCUAUUGCACUCGACAGAGCAAUGCUUUUCCAGGUCCGUUUUAUCUUUAACUUUAACUUGGCCUUCUUGUGGAGUGAUUGUCAUAAGCUCAGAUGCAUGCAUGUAUUUGUAGAUGAAAGAACCCCAAUCAGAAAUGAAGUGAUUUUAAAUUCACAGUAGCUGAGUGUCCACUAAAUAGUUAUUAUUCUGGAGAUGCUCACAUGGACAAUCAGGUGUCAGGAGAUCCUAUCUGGACUUCAGAAGAAACCUGACAGUUAGUUCAGCUCCUAUCUGAUAUCUUGUUGUUUUUUUGUAUUAUAGCUCACAGAUGCUUUUAUUUUUUGUUUCAGCUUUGUGUUUUGCAUGACUUAGUGCUUUUUCUGAUCCAAGUGCUUCUUAUCCUGUGCUGUGACGUGGACGGAGUCUCCUUGAGACUAGCUUGCCACAUAUCAAGGAUAUAACAGAGAAUGUCUUGUGAUCUUCUGACUAUUCAGCUGUUGCUUAAUUUGGGCUUCAUAAAACGAGAGCUGAGAGGUAAUCAUAGCUCCAGCAGUGUGUUUGCUUGUGUGUUAGUGUUUGUACGAGACAACGUGUCACUUCAUAGUUAUGUCCGUGCAUUUUGAAGUAGAUCAAUCAUUCAGCUUUUUGAACUUUAACCUGUGUGACCUCUCUGGACUGCUGGCUGUUAAAGAUUGUUACUCCCCCCUUUCGACCCCACCGCUACGCAAAGCAGCCUCAUUCCUACUGACGUUAGGAAGUAAAUCAGGCUUUGUAUGUGGGUUCUGUUCUGAGGCCUUAACACAGCGUGAGAUGACCAGAGAGCAAGCAGUACCUCCGUCUAAUCAGUUUUUACUGUUCCAGUCAAAUAUCAACAGAUGGCCGUCGUGGCUUUGAUUCUAGACUCCCCUCUCGGUGGGAAGUCACCACCAGCUGAUACACAAACAGCAGUCAGCUUUGGAAAGUAUUCCUGGUUCUCAGAUAGCAGCAACGGCGCAAAUAAUCAUCAAAAUGUUGAACUUAAGCUUUUGUAAAAUAGUGAGAGAGCUCCCAAAGGACUGAACUGCCCAGCCUCACUUUUUGUAUUACUGCAGAAUCAGAGGUUUAGUUCCAUUUCUUUUUUUUUCUUUUUUUUUUUAAAUUUGCCAGAAGUACUCUGAAAGCAGAAAUAGCAUCUGGUUGAGUCAUCUCAGUUUUGGGGAAAAGUUGUUGAAACUCAGGUCAAAAUGUUUAAAUAAUUUGAAUUCUGAAUGUGAAGCAGCUAAUGAAAUCAGUUUUGUUGAUAUCAAAGGCCUUAGAUGAAACUUUUAAAAAAAAAAACAAUAUUUAGAUACUGAUGCUUUGCUCUGCAUUGGGACAAUCACAAGGUCAAGGCAACAUCUACAAAUAUAAUGUGCUGCUGUUCUUCAACUAGUUUAUGCAUUUGAGCUAAUUGGCAAGUUUGAUAUCGCAUCUUUAAUUGAACAUAUUUUGAAUGUUUGAUUUCGCAUUAGCUAGACCACAUGAAGUCUCAACAAUUUCACUAAAAUCAGAGACUACAGAAAUAGCAACUCUGCUACUUAGUUAGCUAGGCUAGUUAGCAUUCAGACUACAUUAUCCGGUGCCUCAUUCUUCUCUCCAUUAUCAUUUAAAAUUUAGCAAUUGCAUCACUGAUGUGGUAUAACAAGCUCAAUCAAUGAGAUUUUUAAGCAUGAAGAUAGUUUCUUUUCAAUUCCAGGAAACAGAAAUCAACUUGGUAGAUUAGCUUCGGAUAAAGCUAUCUUACCUGCUAGCUUGAAUUAGCCACAGUGAAGCAGAGUCAGUCUGAUUUUUACUUGAUUUUUUUCCUUCUUGUGAAUUUAUGCUGUUUUCCUUAAACUUGUACAAUUGAUUUGAUAAUGUCUGUGUUAAUGUAAGAUGGUCUUCACUCACUUUCAUCAAAUAUGUAAUUAUUACCAUUGCAGGGCAGCAUAUGCUAGAGUAACAGUCUGUACACGCAGUACUAACGAGUACAUGUACAUGAUAGGCCUCACUAUGGAAACAGAAAACAAGAAAACCCAAGGAAGAGAAACUUCAUAUACAUUUCUUGACGUGUUCGUUCCUGCUUGUUUUGUCAUUGUAAGCUGGCCACAUAUAUUAUGGCGGAAAAAAAUGUUGUCGCUUCUAUUAUUCAGUUUAAUGGCUCACAGACGGACUAGUGUUUCUCUUCAUGCCUCUCUGUCAACUGUUCCACUACAGUGCCGAUGCUGGUGCCAAUCUUUACUCAGUUCCAACUUUUACCCAAAACUGCUGGAUUAAAAAUUGGAACUAAUGACAUCUGUGCAUCCAGAGAGAUGCACAGAACAUGACUGUAAUCAUGCAACACAAUGAAGACAAUGUUCAAUUUUGUACAAUAUAAUAAGAAUUGAUAAUAGUCGCCUAAUUUACAGCAACUCUGAGGUUCAUUAUUUACACUACAUGAACACUAAUUUCAUAAUCAUUCUGUGAUUUCUGGCCCACUGAAAAUUUGGGCCCAGUGUUCGGUUGCAGAACGUUCGGUGUAAAAAUGCGGGCUGGUUCUCAAAAGGUACCGAGGCAGAACCAGCUCUGUACUGUUCUGAUGGAAAACAGGCAGAAGAGAAGCAGGUGUCACAGUCGCUGGUAAUGGCUGACAAUCAAAUAGAGGCACAAUGUGGCUGAAAGUAGGGGGGAGGGCUCCUGAAGAAAGCUAAAUUCAAUCAAUGCUGAUCUAAAGGAUCAACGUUGCUUUUUUAGAUUUGACCCUGUGACCUUUUGGCCCCCAAGGCAACAUUCAAGCACCUGCCCCCUUCAGUGGAUCCAUGUUUAUCGUAUAUCUAUUGACUGCGUCCGUCAGAUAUUUGCAUUUGAACAGUGGAGGUGCUGCAGCUCUCUCUUUCACUCUUUCUGUCUCUCUGUGCAUAGCAGCAUUUUCAGGGAAGGUUGGCAUGUUUUUAAUUGCGUGGUAGCGACAAUCAGGAGAUGUUAAGACAACACUGUUGCCCUCCAAACACUCUGACAUCCCUUUAACCACUAUCAAGCCACGUUUCUACCUCAAGACUAAAGCUUUGGCAGAUUUCUGCGCAUCAGCCACAACAGAGAAUCCUGUCGAAAGGUGUGUUCAUGUAGGAAAACCUCAUCAAAAAGAUGUUGAUGCUGGUUCACACAGAAUAUGAAAGAGAUUGUGACGACCACAGACAAUCAGAUAUUACCGGAACUCUGUCUCUCACCUUUAAUCGAUACUCAUUUUAGUUAGCAAGGGGACUUACAGAGGUUGGUGUCUUUGAGGACCUAGCCUCUGUGGUAACAGCUCCCCCCAGUGGAAGAUGUUGAUAUGACGCACAAUCAGUUAAGUUUCCCUAAAUGGAAAAACAAAAGGGUUUAAAGGCUUCACAAAUUCACUUUACUUCAAUAGAAAAUACAUCUUUUCAGUGUUCAUAUCCUCAAUUUCCUUAUAGUGUUUUCAGAGUUGUGUCCUUGUCGGACUGUAAAAGCCUUUAAAUCAGCUUGUAGAUAAAAAUGAGACAUUAAUUCUCAGUUGAAACUAGACUGAAUUGUCUAUUAGAGGGAGGGGCUCUUCAAGGCAUUCAAAUUAGGAGAUAAUUCAGAAAAACAACCCAACCAGUACAUUAUUUCUAUAACCAACCAUCUUGUCUUGCCUGUGUCUCUGUAGCAGUGAUGAAGAAGGAUCCUCAGCAUCAGAGGCAGCUGAGUUCUGAAAUUUUAAGUCGCAGUGUAGCUGUUAAACUGUAUCUGUGUUUGCUCUGUAGUGGCUGGUAUGAAACUCAAAGCAGAUUUUGGUUAAAACCAGUAUUUCUUCCUGAAUGCUGCAUCUCUGCAUCUGUAGGCGUUUUUCAUCAUUACAUUAGAUGAUGUUCACGCAGGGCUUUGGCUUUCUUUUCUUUCUUUUUUUUUGUCAAAGUUGUUGUGUGUUAGUACAGUUAAAAGGCUUGGAUUAAUUACAGAAGUCUGCUUGUUUGAUGCUGUUGUACAGAUUGGAAAAGUGGCUUAGCCGGACUAAUUGUCAUUGCAUUCUUAAUUAAGUACAUUUUGUUUUGUCUUGGAGCUUAAUUUCCUGACGAUAUAAUCAUAUCAGCACAAAGUCUCUUGUGAUUGACUGGCUCACUCAAAUCAUGUCUUUCAAGUGUUUUACCUUGAAAUAUUGCUGCUUUUUGUCCUACCAGAGCUGUAGAUAAAAUAACUCGCUAAGAUCUUACCAGGUCCAGAGCGGCUUGCAUGGAAAACAAACUCCUGUUCCCACAUGCUGCCAACAUGGACAUUUUGCUGUAACAUUUACAGGUUAAGGUGCAUGUGGGUUCAGUGCUUAUGACUGGACUUUACCACUGACUUUACCUCCAUUAGGUGGACUGUGGACAGGGAAAAUGAUAUUGAGAAAAUAACAAGAUGCCUUCUGCUGUGACAAUUGUAUGAAUUAACCUGUAUUAAGAAGAUUCAUUACAUAGAGUUUUUCUGAAAUAAGGCUUUUUAGGGCGAUGGUUUAUAUCAUGUUUAUAUUGGGUUUUUUGUUUUUGUUUUUUUUCUAUUUCUUUGCCUUUUUUUUUUUUUUUUGCUUUUUUGGACAUGCUGUAGGAACCCCCAGCACACAGAGAUUACUUCUAGAGCAGGUUUCUGAAUACAGCGAUGAUGAUAAUAAUGUGAUUAUUUUAGGGAAGCAUGUGACGUGCGUGUGUGUGAGCUUCACGUGUCUUCGAGUAUCUUCAGAACGGAAACAACGCUCUGUCUCUCGUCUCUCACAACUUCUCAGGAAUAUCUACCUCUACCUCCAGUUUGAUGCAUUUAACCCAGUGAGGGGCUCAAGUUCCAGUUUUAAGCGUGAAGAGGGCAUAAAGAGCGAGCACCAGGGUCCGAAAUCAACUUUAACAUCCCAAAUCAGACAUGAUGACGCUGUUUUCUGAGGCUACGCGUGAACUGAAAACAGAACAGGUUUCUUUUCACCCUGGUUUAGGAGGUUUAUUUUGAACACUGGGACGGCUCUGUGUGUCUGUGUUCCUCUCUCCUCGUCGUUACACAUUCGUAACACUUCUGCUGUUCAGUUUAUUUGAGCACCAACAACGGAACCUCCAGCUCAACAGCUAACUACUACUAGUACUACAAGUACUGCUUCUCGUACCACUGUUAGUACGGCAAGUCUCUUUUUUUGAGUUUUCUCAGUCUGCUCUGUUAAUGUGUGCUUAUUCCUCCUUUUUCUAUAAAUGAUUACCUUUUUUUGAUGAAUGGGAUGUUUCCCGGUAACCACGGCGACAGUGAAGUGGCGGCAGGAAAUGCAAGUGUUUUUACUUUUCUUUGUUUUGUUUUUUUUCUCUCUUUUUUUGGGAAGGGUGAAGAGCUAUUCUUGCCUAUUUACUCAAUAUGUGUUUGUGUGAAUACUUUUAUUUUGAAUCUGAAAUGAAUAAAAUAUCACCUUUCUUAAAUGUCAA
Amphiprion ocellaris (clown anemonefish) is the source of this 9027-nucleotide messenger RNA. It is a transcript of the gene arid3a, whose product is annotated as AT rich interactive domain 3A (BRIGHT-like). NCBI's taxonomy places the organism in Eukaryota, Metazoa, Chordata, Actinopteri, Pomacentridae. Gene Ontology annotation, biological process: regulation of transcription by RNA polymerase II. The record is from RefSeq and is a predicted model, not a curated record. The transcript has 9 exons. Gene Ontology annotation, molecular function: DNA binding. Gene Ontology annotation, cellular component: nucleus. The coding region runs from base 758 to 2416 and encodes 552 amino acids.